AUGAAUCUGAGCUUAAAGUUCAGGAAACACCUUGCUCCUAUAUCCAAACUAUUUAAAUAUAACCGCAAAGACUGCUAUAAGAACCGAGCUGGCUUUGCCUCCAAGAGCAACCUCACGCGACACAAACGGACCGUCUACGGCGAUAACCUCAAGGGGAAGACCUAUAUUUGCACCAACGGGGAUUGUGCGAAGGACAACCCUCCGAAGAGAUGGCCUAGAGCUGAUAACUUCCGUGCGCAUUUAAAGGCGGUCCACAAGAUUGAGCAGGUUAGCGACAUAGACCUGCAGCAUUAUUCUACUUCAUCAGAGAGCGUCGCGGAUGGGGAGCAGUUCGUUGCCCUUGAUGAUGGCAAUUAG
This is a messenger RNA of Clonostachys rhizophaga, 357 nucleotides long. Lineage: Eukaryota; Fungi; Ascomycota; Sordariomycetes; Hypocreales; Bionectriaceae. The record is from the annotation of a GenBank genome assembly.